Molecule: messenger RNA, 2858 nt
Organism: Musa acuminata AAA Group (dessert banana)
Lineage: Eukaryota; Viridiplantae; Streptophyta; Magnoliopsida; Zingiberales; Musaceae
Product: cytochrome b6-f complex subunit 4-like
Exons: 1
Coding region: 537-1034 (165 amino acids)
Biological process (GO): photosynthetic electron transport chain
Cellular component (GO): thylakoid membrane
Source: RefSeq, a predicted model, not a curated record
CUUUUCUAUGAUCAUACCUGAAUCAUGUUAUGCAUGAACAGGCUCCGUAAGAUCCCGUAGAAUAAAAUAAGUGAUGUGGCAUGAUUCAAUGUUCUGUCUAUUCCACUUCCUUAUUUGUAGUGUAGAAAUGCAUUCAUUUCCUCUGCAUCGAUCCCGAUCGAUAAUACUAUCGGAGUGAAAUAAGAGAUCUAAGGAAGAACAGAGGCUAGACUUUAUUAGUAACAAGUAAAUACUUUGUAUGUAAGAAAAUCGAGAUGUUGGGGGGAUAAACACCAAUCAAAAGACAUGAGACAAUCCAAAAAGCACUUGAUCAUGAUCAAAUUUAUAAGCCUACUUGGAUAUUGAGCAUUUACCUGUAAGAACUGAAUUAGUUGCAAUGAAUAGUUGCAACUCCGGAAAAUGGAAUCUGGUAAAUCUUUUCUUACAUAGAGUCAUUAUAUAUGAUAUGUGGGGAUAUGUAUGAAAAAUAGAUUUUAUAUGGAUCUAUUUCUGCCAUUCCUUUCAUUCUUGCUCGAGCCGGAUGAUGAAAAAUUAUCAUGUCCGGUUCCUUCGGGGGAUGGAUCCAUAAGAAUUCACCUAUCCCAAUAACAAAGAAACCUGACUUGAACGAUCCUGUAUUAAGAGCUAAAUUGGCUAAAGGGAUGGGGCAUAAUUAUUAUGGAGAACCCGCAUGGCCCAAUGAUCUUUUAUAUAUUUUUCCAGUAGUAAUUCUAGGUACUAUUGCAUGUAAUGUAGGCUUGGCAGUUCUAGAACCGUCAAUGAUUGGUGAACCGGCGGAUCCAUUUGCAACUCCUUUGGAAAUAUUACCCGAAUGGUACUUCUUUCCCGUAUUUCAAAUACUCCGCACAGUACCCAAUAAGUUAUUAGGUGUUCUUUUAAUGGUUUCAGUACCAACGGGAUUAUUGACAGUACCUUUUUUGGAGAAUGUUAAUAAAUUCCAAAAUCCAUUUCGUCGUCCAGUAGCUACAACAGUCUUUUUGAUCGGUACCAGCAGUAGCUCUUUGGUUAGGUAUUGGAGCAACAUUACCUAUUGAUAAAUCGCUAACUUUAGGUCUUUUUUAAAUUGAUUCAACCGUGAAAUACCAUGAUUAAUGUAUCUAAGAAUAGUGACUUCAAAGUCACUAUUCUUAGAUACAUUAAUUUGAUUAUGAUCAUUCCACGAAAAUACGGAUUGUGCCAAAAAGAUUAAAAACAAAUUUUCUUCUUUUUCUUUAUAAAUUUUUCUUUCUAUUUUUAUUAGAAAAAGAAGAUGAAAUAAUUAUCAUGGAUUUAAAAUAAAAAUUGAUUCUUAGGUAAAUCAAUUGCGAAAUGCUUUUGUAGAGUGUCCGAUAUCUCUUUUACAUCUUCUAUGCGAAAAUAUUCAAUUCUCAUAAGAUCUUCUUGACUCUUAUUCAAAAGGUCCAAUAAUGUGUGUAUAUUGGACCUUUUGAGACAAUUAUAGGUCCUGGAAGGUAAUUCUGAUUGGUCAAUAAAAAUACAUUUCAAUGGAAUUUCUUUUUUGUUUUUCUUUAGAUUAGUUAAUCUAUCUUGAAAGGUAAAAAUGGGUAGAGUAAACCUGUUUUUAUUUUCUUUGAAAUUAAUGUCCUCUUCCUCCGCAUGUAGAAAAGGAAUAAAUAAAUCAAUUAAAUUACGAGAAGCUUCAUAAAGUGCUUCCUUAGGAGUUAAACUUCCAUUCGUCCAUAUUUCUAGAAAAAGUAUCUCUUGUUUUUCAUUCCCAUUCCCAUAAGAAUGAAUACUAUGAUUCGCAUUUCGAACAGGCAUAGAUACAGCAUCUAUAGGAUAACUUCCAUUUUGAGAGUUAGUUGUUGGUUUCGUACGAUAUCCACGAUCUCGCCUGAUUUGUAAUCCAAUACACAAAUCAAUUGGUUCCGUCAGGUUAGCUAUAUGUUGUGUUGUGUCAACUAUUUCCACGGAAGGUGGUGAGAUGAUAUCUUGAGCGGUUACGUAUUUAGGGCCCCUGGCGCAAAUGGAUGCGUCUCUAACUCCAUAUAUAUUACUUCUCAAUACAAUUUCUUUCAAAUUUAGUAAAAUUUCAUGUACCGAUUCUUCAAUACCUAUUAUCGUAGAAUAUUCAUGCGGCACUUUCUCAGAGUUUGCACGUGUGAUACAUGUUCCUUCUAUUUCUCCAAGUAAAGCCCUUCGCAUGGCAAUACCUAUAGUAUCGGCUUGACCUUUCAUAAGCGGGGACAGAACGAAACGACCAUAAUAAAGACGUUUACUGUCUACUCUCGAUUCAACACACCUCCACUGUAGUGUUCGAGUGGAUCCUGCUACUUCCUCUCGAACCAUACUAUACUAAUACUAUUAUUUGAUCAGAUCAUUGAAUUAUUUAUUUCUCUUGAAAUCCGUUUUUUUCUUAUUUCUACACACGUCUUUUUUUAGGGGGUCGACAUCCAUUAUGUGGCAUAGGUGUUACAUCACGUACGAAACUUAAUAGUAUACCACUUCUACGAAUGGCUCGUAAUGCUGCAUCUCUUCCGAGACCAGGACCUUUUAUCAUAACUUCUGCUCGUUGCAUACCCUGAUUAACUACUGUACGAAUAGCAUUUAAUGCCGCCGCUUGAGCAGCAUAGGGUGUCCCUCUUCUUGUCCCUUUGAAUCCGGAAGUACCAGCGGAGGCCCAGGAAACCACCCGACCUCGUACAUCUGUAACAGUUACAAUGGUAUUGUUGAAACUUGCUUGAACGUGAAUAAUUCCUUUUGGUAUUCUACGUCCAUUCUUACGUGAACCAAUACGCCCAUUCCUACGUGAACCGAUUCUUGGUAUAGCUUUUGUCAUAUUUUAUCAUCUUAUAAAUAUAAGUCAGAAAUAUACGGAAAGAAAAGAUACGGAAAUAUCCAUUUCAUAUUAAAAGAAA